CGGGCGGCAAUUUUACGGAUGCAAAAAAUGGAAGGAUCGGUUGGGUUGUGGGUACUUCCUUUGGAAGGAAGACCUUGUAUGCUCAAGAAAUGACAAAGAUAAUGAUGCAGUCACACAACUUGAUUCUGCAGAAACCAAAGCAACCACAGUUGAGGACUUGAAGGCCCUGAUGUUAGCACAACAGAGUGAUAUUACUGUGAUAAAGAAUAUCCUCCACAGGGAAGCUAAAGUAAAGAAAAUCUGGAAAAAAAUGUGUCUACUUUUUGUAAUAGUUUUUGUGGCUGCUUUCAUGGGAAGGGAAGUAUAAGCUUUGGUAUGAAUUGCAGUGUUGUUUAGUUGAUGGUAGUGGUUGCUAUGUACCGG
Molecule: messenger RNA, 363 nt
Organism: Cuscuta europaea
Lineage: Eukaryota; Viridiplantae; Streptophyta; Magnoliopsida; Solanales; Convolvulaceae
Source: the annotation of a GenBank genome assembly